Molecule: messenger RNA, 882 nt
Organism: Gracilinanus agilis (Agile Gracile Mouse Opossum)
Lineage: Eukaryota; Metazoa; Chordata; Mammalia; Didelphimorphia; Didelphidae
Gene: PSMA2
Product: proteasome 20S subunit alpha 2
Exons: 8
Coding region: 27-731 (234 amino acids)
Biological process (GO): ubiquitin-dependent protein catabolic process
Cellular component (GO): proteasome core complex, alpha-subunit complex; proteasome core complex
Source: RefSeq, a predicted model, not a curated record
UCUUCAGGCCGGCUGCAGCGGGGAAGAUGGCGGAACGCGGCUAUAGCUUUUCGCUGACCACUUUCAGUCCUUCUGGGAAGCUUGUUCAGAUCGAGUAUGCCCUGGCGGCCGUAGCUGGAGGAGCCCCUUCUGUUGGAAUUAAAGCGGCCAACGGCGUGGUGCUGGCCACGGAGAAGAAGCAGAAGUCCAUCCUGUACGACGAAAGGAGCGUCCACAAGGUGGAGCCCAUCACCAAGCACAUCGGCCUGGUCUACAGCGGCAUGGGCCCCGACUACAGAGUGCUGGUCCACCGAGCCCGGAAGCUGGCGCAGCAGUACUACCUGGUGUACCACGAGCCCAUCCCCACGGCCCAGCUGGUGCAGAGGGUGGCUUCAGUGAUGCAGGAGUACACACAGUCGGGGGGUGUCCGUCCUUUCGGGGUGUCGCUGCUCAUUUGUGGUUGGAACGAGGGCCGGCCCUAUUUGUUCCAGUCGGAUCCCUCUGGAGCUUACUUUGCUUGGAAAGCUACAGCCAUGGGCAAGAACUACGUGAAUGGGAAAACUUUCCUGGAGAAAAGAUACAAUGAGGAUCUGGAGCUGGAGGACGCCAUUCAUACAGCCAUCUUAACACUCAAGGAGAGCUUUGAAGGGCAGAUGACAGAAGACAACAUAGAGGUGGGCAUCUGCAACGAGGCGGGGUUCCGAAGGCUCACCCCCACCGAAGUCAAGGAUUACCUGGCCGCCAUCGCAUGAGCGUCAGCCCGAGCGGCCCCGAUUUACGAUUUGAAGCGUUUCCAAAUGUUUGGGUUCUUCUGGUUUUUGCAUACUUCUUUCUACCUAGUUGAGUGGACUCGAGUUUUUAAAACGACAGCUGUCGGCGAUCCUAAUAAAAGUGCUCAAUCCA